Diorhabda sublineata is the source of this 16259-nucleotide messenger RNA. RefSeq names its product sodium-dependent neutral amino acid transporter B(0)AT3. The transcript is spliced from 9 exons. Lineage: Eukaryota; Metazoa; Arthropoda; Insecta; Coleoptera; Chrysomelidae. Bases 129 to 2303 code for a protein of 724 amino acids. Gene Ontology annotation, biological process: sodium ion transmembrane transport. Gene Ontology annotation, cellular component: plasma membrane. The record is from RefSeq and is a predicted model, not a curated record.
GAGUUUGUGAGUGUGUUAGCUGACGUGAGGACGUGAUUUUUCGUUCCAUAAAUCGACAGAACACCAAUAAUCCUCUAAACCCCCAUUUAUGACUAAUCUAAAAAUUACUUAAUAAUUAUUCCACCAACAUGGCAAACAUCGCCCAUCUUGUACGAAGACAAAGCUCACGUGAUUUGAAUCCUCAACGAUCAUUGGAUCGCUUGGAGCUACGAGAGAUGCGUGGACGAUUAGUUGUUGAAAAUGGUAACAAAGGAGGAUCGUAUGGGGCUACGAACGCUGCUUUCGUCGAAGACUUCAGUCCUAUUAAUAAGAUUAAAUCUACGUGUAGCAGUAAAAGAAAUUCAACAGACGGGAAAGCAAUUUUCAAACCGGAAUGUGCAGAAGAUGAACGAGAAUCUUGGGAUAGUAAACUCACAUUUUUAUUAGCCACUAUUGGCUACGCUGUCGGUUUGGGUAACGUUUGGAGAUUUCCAUAUUUAGCACAAAAAAAUGGUGGCGGUGCUUUUUUGAUACCAUAUUUCGUCAUGUUGGCUAUUGAAGGUAUACCGAUCUUCUAUUUGGAAUUAGCUAUUGGUCAAAGGCUCAGGAAAGGUGCCAUCGGUGUUUGGAAUCAAGUUUCCCCUUUUCUGGCAGGUAUUGGUAUCAGCAGCGCUGUGGUUUCUUUUAACGUUGCUCUCUACUACAACACUAUUAUUGCUUGGUGUCUUUUUUACUUCGUACAAAGUUUUCAAUCGGAAUUGCCGUGGUCGAAUUGUCCAAAUGCUUAUUUUCCAAACGGAUCUUAUACUGUAGAACCCGAAUGUGAAGUGAGCAGUCCAACUCAGUAUUUUUGGUAUAGAACAACUUUGAUGAUAUCAGAAGACGUGAAUACUCCACAGUCGUUCAAUUGGAAAAUAGCAAUCGCCUUAUUAGUAGCCUGGAUUUUGGUUUAUUUGUGCAUGAUAAAAGGAAUAGCUUCGUCUGGUAAAGUGGUUUACGUCACAGCUACUUUUCCCUACCUUGUUUUGAUUAUAUUUUUCUUCCGAGGGAUAACUCUGAAAGGUGCUGGAGAUGGUAUAAAACACUUGUUCACCCCGACUUGGCACACUAUACUAGAUCCAGUGGUAUGGCUAGAAGCCGGUACACAAAUUUUUUUCUCACUCGGACUUGCAUUUGGUGGCCUUAUAGCUUUUUCGUCGUACAAUCCUGUAAAUAAUAAUUGUUACAGAGAUGCAAUUAUGGUUUCUCUAACGAACUGUUUCACGUCGAUGUUUGCCGGAAUAGUCGUAUUUUCUAUUAUUGGAUUCAAAGCUACCAUGACAUUUGAAAGAUGUUUGGAUCACAGGAAUGUUACGUUAACACAACUCUUCGAAGGAUCGUAUUAUGGGAAUAAACUACCUGAAGCAGGAUCUUUGAUAAAUGUUAGUUCGAAUGGGGAAGUUAUCAGGAAGAUUAUGCCGGAACUGCCUAUUUGUGAUCUUGAACAGGAAUUGGAUAAGUCUGCUUCGGGAACAGGUCUGGCAUUCAUAAUAUUCACCGAAGCAAUAAAUCAGUUUCCUGGUGCCCAAUUUUGGUCGGUUCUAUUUUUUUUAAUGCUCUUUACAUUGGGAAUCGAUUCCCAGUUUGGAACUUUAGAAGGUGUUGUCACAUCAGUAGUGGACAUGAAGUUGUUUCCCAAUUUACCGAAAGAAAUUCUCACCGGAACCUUGUGCACGAUAUGUUGCUUGAUAUCGAUGGCGUUUGCUCAUGGUGCUGGUAGCUACAUUUUUGUCCUUUUUGAUAGUUUCUGUGGUAACUAUCCGUUGCUCAUUAUUGCCUUUUUUGAGUGUAUAGGAGUAGCUUAUGUGUACGGAUUAAGAAGAUUUGCAGAUGAUAUUGAAAUGAUGACUGGUAACCGUCCCGGACUAUAUUGGUUGAUUUGUUGGAAAUAUUUGUCUCCGUUAGCUAUGCUAUCGAUAUUGGUAGCUAGUUUUAUAGAAAUUGCUGUUGAUGGUACUGGAUACGCCGCUUGGGUAGCUUCAAAAGGAGAAACCGAACGUCUACCGUGGCCUUUAUGGGCUAUAUUAUUAAUUACCGUAUUGGUUUUAGCUUCUGUUUUAUGGAUACCUGGAGUUGCCAUCGCGAGGCUGUUGGGAAUCGUUGUGAUAGAUGAUAACGAAAAGGCUUGGUUCCCUGCCAACGAUUUGAAAGACUUCCAUGGCAUAAUGCCACACGAAGUUACUGCCGCAGAAACGUUACUAUUUUGUAUACGAGCGGAUGGAUCAGAGGGACUUUGUUGUCCAACAAUACAUUCUUAUGACGACGAAGACGACGAAGAAACUUAGGACAAUAAAAAUAACAUUAGACAAUAAUUUUUAAAUGUGGACACAGAGAUUGAUCAUGAACACGAUUUUUAUUAUUAUAAACUUUCUAGGAUAAUUUCUAGAUUGAAAAUAUUAUGAACGAUAUGGAGAGAUUGAUAUUCCAUUUAUUUUCGUAGGAAAAACUGAUUUGAGAAAUGUCUUUUAAUAUAAAGGCGAAUUUCUACUUACUUCCAACUGGAUUCGUUGUCAAAAACAAAAAUAAACAACUAGAACUCAAUUUCUGAGUUGUGCGUUUUAUUUUAAAAUGUUUUCAAUAGUUUUCACUAGAUGAACGUAAAGUUUAUUAAUCGAAGAAAAAUAGUAAACUAAAACAAUAAAAAGCCGAGUGGAUGGGGCGAAUGCCACAUCGCUGAAGAAACCGUUAGACAAGUUGACUUGGCGAAUUUUAAAAGAUCAACAUUUUAUAAUUAAUUAAAAAAAUAGUAUUCCAAUAUAAAAACGAGGAAGGAACUGUUUAUUGUUAGAAAAGAUCAGUGCGUGAUCAGCAGGUGAAUAUCCCGAGAAAAAUAUUUUUGUAAAAAUAAUUGUGUAUAAUUAUUUAUGAUUGAUAUCAUUAAUCUGCUUGUAUUAAACCACAAAUUAUUUCUUAAUUGUGGUGUACGGUCCUGUACAUGCUUGGCUUUGGCCUUUUUAACCUUGAUCACGUACACUAUGCGUGAAUAUGUUUUGGUCUACUAUUUAUCUUCGAUAAAUAGACUUCAUAUAUGAGGACAAACUCAGUAAAAUACGUAAAAUUAAAGUAAAGUCGAAUAUUCAAAUUACUACCGCAUUUUUGAUGUCGCUAAUCGUUACCACAGAGAAAAAACUGUUUCCAAAAUGUUCCUUAUUUUCAAAAAUAUAAUGUCGAAAUCGUUUUUUUUUUGUGGUUUUGUCGGUUUGGUGGAAAUCCGCCUUUAUUAGACUAUGGAAAAAACAUGUCAUUACAUCAAUUUUUAGCUACUUAAAAACAAAAUUUUAAUCACUCUAAUGAAACUACACGAAAUAUUUUUUUCCUAUCUCGCCUGGAUACAGGGUGUUUCUAUAUAUUAGACCUACAACGCUCUACUACAGAUAGAUCUCAAUAAAUGAUUCAUUUUGAUAUAGGAAUACGAACCCUUGCGAGAUCUAGUUGCUGAGAUAUAGGGUGUGCAAAAUUUUAAAUCAAAAAUUUGCCAUAAAUCAAGAACGCCUUUACAAUUUUUUUUUCAAAUUUGGCGACUAAUAUGCUCCUUAAUAAAGUAAGAAAUGACAAUUGACAUAAACAAAUUUUGGAAAAAUUUAACCAGUGGCGCGCUGUCAGGGUUAAUUUUUUCCCCAUAUUUUUCACGCCACUGGAGCAAAUUCUCUUUUCAAUUUUGUUUCAAAUUGCCUGAUUAUUUUUAGUUAAAAAACCAAUGAACUUUUAUAGAGCUUAAAUGAACGGCGAUGAAAUCACGAACAAAAUGCCAAUUUUUUUCAUCCCAAACGUGACUAUUUCUAGAGCUGAAAAUUUCUUCCCUAGUUUCGUCGGUAUACAACACAUAUUUUGGAAAAUUUCGAUUUUCACGACUUUUUCGUAAAUACCAGUUGGAAAAUUCCAUGAAAAUCUCUAGGUUCUAAUGCUUGAACACUGGAAAAUUUGGAUGAGAAAAACGAAGUUCUCUUCAAUUCUAAACGUUUCAACUGGGCUCGUAUAAGUAUAUUGGUUUUUCCUAAAACGUGUACCAGGUAUAUCGAAGACAAUUGAGUUAAUUUAAUAUUAAUACGGCAUUAAGAAGGUUAUGAAAAGAAAUAUGAUUUGGAAUUCUCUGAAGGAGGUAACCACAUCACAACUAGUCAAAAUUAGUAGUAUACAAGUAUAUAUUUCUGCUAAUACCUCUGCUGAACUGAAGUCUGAAACUCCAUAAUUAUAAUUACAGUCGGUAUUGUCGGAAUAAAUCCUGCAACCUACAUAACUUCAGACCUAGUUGCAAAAGGCUUCUUAUACGAGUUCACUCAAACUCAAGAGGUCUGCUGGUAUCAUGAAUUUCUCCCUCAGAUUUCGAAAGGAGUCGACAGGGAUCCGAAACACCAUAGUGGGGUCGGGGUUGUAGAUUUCAAGCCUUUUGUGACUUUUCGAGCAAAAAUCACUUGUCCUUUUAAAACUUUCUAUACGGUCCACUUUUAAAGCCCGACCUACAGUUCAAGUACUUAAAAAUUGCGUUUCAAAAAUAUUAUUUAAUAUUGAAUCCUCAACACGAUGAGGCAUCUGUUCAUUUUGCUGCAGCGGCAAUUACUUAAACAGACAUUUUGGAGAAAAAUUAUUGGUCCGAGUGGAUUCAAUUUUUGUCCUACAAAAUCACCUGACUUAAAUCCUAUCUAUUUUAUUCAUGGAGUGUAAGAAACAAUAAUCGAAUCUAAACAAGAUCUGAUUGCUGCGGUAGAAAUCAUUCAAUCCCAUCCAGAUUUAUUCUCGUUUUUAAAUGAAAAAAAAAGUAUUCAAUUACGUGCUUGCAAACUUUUGUUUAGAGGCAAAUUUCUACAACACUAUUCAUUUUAGCUCCAGAAAAAGUUAUUAGUUUUUAACUCAAAAUAAUCAGGUAAUUUAAAACGAAAUUAAAAAAAGAAUUUGCUCCAGUGGCGUAAAAAAAGGGGGAUAAAAGUGACAACUAACACAGACAGCGCGCCCCUGAGAAACAAAUUUUUCGAAAAUUUGUUUAUGUCAAAAUAUUACUUUAUUAAGGUCACCAAAUUUGAAAAAAAAAAUUGAAGGCGUUCUUGAAAUGGCAAAUUUUAUAUAUUUAUUUAUAAUACCACCAUAUCCUCUUGCAAUUGGAAGUUUAGUUUUAUCAAAUUGUCGAGAUCGGAAAAUGUUUUUCAUUUAACAUAUCUCUUACGAUAAAACGUCAAUUAUUAAUCUCUGUGUGGCCAGCCAUUAUUACGUAUUUCGAAAAAGUAAAAUUUUGAGCUCUAUCAUCUGGCUGUCCAAAAAAUCAUCUGAAAAUCAAACUUUCUCCAGCAUAUACUUUUCGAAUGUGCAUUUCCAGGUGAUCCAUCGUCUUUAAUUCAUUGACUUGAUGUAACAUGAAAAAAAUAAUCCAAUGUGAUUAAAUCAUAUGAUCUAGGUGAUCACAUAAGUUUACUAUUCUUUAAUUAAAAGUUUCUUUCAGUGAAUCAAUUGUAGCGCAUGCUGUAUGACAUGUAAUCCCAAACGUAGAAAUUUUCAUGAUUUUACUACAAGUGUUUUGCCAUAUAUACAGAUAGUUUUAACUCGUCGUGGGACACAGUGUAUAGUAGCACGCCUAACAUCAUAUUCUUUUGACAAUUUUCACAUGUUUCCCCACUAUCUAACUUCUUCAAAAUCUCCAUUUUAUUAUUCAAAUCUAGUGUUUUGUGUUUGCGAUUAUUUGAGGUUUUCAACUAUAAACUAUUCUCACUUGAAAAAAACAAAUACGUGCACGUGAUAAGUUUUGAGGUUAGAUUGUUAGUCGACGACGCAGCGACCGAAGCGCACAGGUGUAGAGGGGCGAGGGAAGCGUGGGCGGAGGAAGUCGGAUUAUUGGGAGUGCCGAUCUAUUGAAGCUCAUGAAGUGAGACAGGCAAUUACUACUUCUAUCUCGUCUUUUUUAUUUAAAGCAUCCUGCGCAAACGUCGCGUUUGUAGUGGCAAGUGGUCAAAGGUAAACCACCUCCUUUUAGCAGCUUAAAAUCUACUUAUUGUAAUGAAUUUUGAUUACGCAAGUUACCAUACACGAUCAUGCGCACUAAACGCAACGUUUAAUAAGUGGGACAGUUGCUUAUCUGUCUGUAAUUUGAUGGUCAAGUCAGUCUCCCUAUACCAAUUAGCAAUAUAGGAAUAUUACAUACAGUAUAAUCAAAUAUUAUUUUUAAAAGCGUUAUAUCUGUUAUUUUGACACCACAGAAUAAACAGGACAAGAGUGAAACUCAAAAUUGUCAAAUAAAAUGUGAUGAUAUACAAAAAUUCUGCUUUUUCGAAAUUAUAGAAGUAUCUAUAGAUUAGUAUAUUGAAUAGAAUUGUGAAAAUUAUCAAUUUGAAUUGAAAUGAUUCAUAAGUACCUAUACACGAGGGUGGUAUGAUGAAACAGUAACUUUUCGAAGAAAAUUACUCACUGUCUUUCUGUCAAUUUUAUAUACAAUUUUGACAGAUGACAUAUAAAAGUCACCUUUCCGUUAAACCAUCCUCGUAAAAAAUCAUCAUUGACAAUAACAUGAAGAGGUAAAUAUGUGUAAAAUUUGUACGCUGAUGAGAAUCAAUUAACGCGUAAAUGUUCAUUUAUGGUCUAAUAUACUAUUAGCUCUUUGUAUGAAUCUGCCCCUACACUAUCAAAAAAACAUUGUAGUCCUACAAGAAAUGACAAUAUAUGCUUUUUUCCUGUAACAGAAUUAUAUAGGGUGUCUCGCAUAAUAAGCGUAUAGGAGUGCUUAAAAUAUGACGAUAUCAACAUAAAAAAAUUAUCAAUUUAUGGAAAUUUAUGUUUUCAAAAAUUGAAGAUUAACGAAACUGCAAUCGCUUGGCUUCAUCACCUUCUUUUAAAGUGUAAUAAAUUUCGACUUUGUACUGAUAAAAUCUGUUUUGUGACAUUCUGCGAAAGUUUUCAGAGACAAAACAUUCUUUAAUCAAACACAAAGCAGUACUUUCGUUCAUUGCAGUAACUACUGCAAAAGGAUUUUAGUAAAGUCUAUUUAUCGAAGAAAAAUAGUAAACCAAAACAAUGAUCAGUACGUGAUCAGCAUGAGAACAUCCCCGGAAAACGCAGCGCGGUAUCGUUAUUGGUCCAAAUGGCACCAUAAUAUACCACAAAUAAAAAGCCGAGUGGAAGGGGCGAAUGCCACAUCGUUGUAGAAACCGUUAGAUCAGUUGAUUUGACAAAUUUCGACUGUACGGAUAAAAUCUGUUCGCUUUGUGAUUAUUCAAUAGAAAAGAUGAGGGUUAUAUAGCGGAACUAGAUCGAGACAAUUGAGAAGAAAGAAUAAUCUGUCUGACCUCAACAGAGGGUUUUCAGGGCUUCCGAUUUGGUAAAAGGAGAGUUAUUGGGACAAGGAUUCUUCGGGUAAGUUUACAAAGUAACUACUAGAGAUACGGAAGAAGUUAUGGUAUUGAAAGAACUGUAUAGAGUAGACGAAGAAGCACAAAAGAAUUUUUUAAAAGAGGUUGCAGUUUUACGAAGUUUGAAUCAUAAUAACGUUUUACGGUUCAUUGGAGUUUUGUAUAAGGAAAGGCGACUCCAUUUAGUGACCGAAUAUAUUUCUGGUGAUACUUUAACUGAUUUAUCACACGAUACCUGUCAACCUCUACCGAGGGAACAAAGGGUUUCAUUUGCUAAAGAUGUAGCAGCUGGAAUGACGUAUCUACAUUAUACAUAGAGAUCUCAAUUCUCAUAAUUGUCUUCUUAAAAACGAUAAAACUGAUAGUAGCCUAAACAUUCUAUUGACUAUUUCGGCUCGAUGGAAAACUCUUAGACUUUCAUCGGUGUUUUACCUUCUACUUCUUGGUCAAAAAAAUCAAAUCGGUCUUUUCCCCCGCUACCUAUAGUCAUUGAGCGCUGGUUAACUCUUCGAUAUGCCGUUUUAUCCUUCUAGUGAUGGCGAUAGCUAUGUCAUCGUCGUAGGAUAUGUUCCCAACUUCAGGUCUUAGAAUUGAACCUUGAGCAACACCUGCAAAUACAUUCUUAGUUAUCAGAUCAUCCCCUGUUUCACAAAGCGACUGUUUGUUGCUAAAAUUAUUCCCUACAGAAAUGAAUAAGGGAAACCAUUGUAUUCAACUGUUAACUUUUAGGAGGUUUUCAAAAUUUUCUACCAACUCACUGAGUAGAAUAAUUUACUAGGGAGUAUAGUCAACCAAGCAAAUCACCUCGCAAGUUUAAAGACCUGCAUGGAUUAGUUUGCAAUUUUGACAGAAGCUCAAAAAUGAUGCAAAUAACAAACCUGAUUUGGUGCCAAUGUAUGAUUCUACCCCAGGAGUGAAUGCCACCCUUACUCGGGUGUGGAAAUUUAAAAUGUCAAAAUAAAACAGAGAAUCGAUAGAGAAUUGAAUUUUAUGAAGAAAAUGUCAAUGAAGUUUUUUAUUUAACUAAAUAAUUUCUGAGUUAUUCGCGAUUGAAAAUUAAAAAAAAAACUACGUUUUCCAACAUUUUUCACGAAAAACUCGAAAAUUACGAAUUUUCUGGAAAAAAUUCUUAUCAAAAUUGAAGCUUAUAAACAAACAAAGAAAUUAGUUAGUUUAGAUUAAAUUUUUUAAAUAAUAUUCAGCAACUUACGAGUCACUGAAAGCCAAUUUUUUCUUCGUAAAUUUAUGCAGAGGUUUGAGCUCAAAUAACGGAAAAACUAUCAAUUUUUCAUAAAAAACUGUAAUGAACAUUUUUAAAGUACUUUUUCGGACCUUUAAAAUGAGCUGUUUAUAACACCGUCUAGCAUGAAAAUUAAGCGGGUUAUGACGAAAAUAAGUUAAGUAACUCGAAUUUGAAAAAAAAAAUGUCGGUAAAUUUGACACCAUGUGCGGCAAAAUUAAAAUUAAUCGUAGCCCAUGUAAAAUUAUCUUUGUUUAAGCCCUAACAACACGUUCCAAAAGUUUGAAUGGUUUGGAACACGUAUAUUUUGAAAAAAGUUGUUUAAUGUGACUUUUUUUUUCAAAAUAUCUCAAAAACUAUUGGAUCAACGAAAAAAUUUUCUCAUAAUUAAAAUUUAGCUUCCAUUUUACUGAAAAUUUUGUUUUUUUUUUUUCACUCACGUGGCUUGAAAAUUAAACGAAAUAUAAGCGUUUAAAGUAUUGAUUUCAAUGCUUAGGGAGAGUCUUUUUUACCCUUUAACAUCAAAAUUCUCUGAAGAAAAGGGCCUAGAAGGGUUGCAACUCUUAUGGUUUUGUAGCUUAUGAAAUUCCCUACAAAAUGAUGUAUGGAUGAAUAAAAAAAGCUCAAAGGGACGCCGAAUUAUUAUUAAAAAACCGAAUACAUUUUUCUAGAGAUAAUGCUGGAAAAUCAGUCCAAGUUUUGAUCUUUUUUGGAGUAUUUAUUCUUUUAUACAUGCUGUGUCUCCUUUGUAUUUAUAUACCUGGAUUCUCACAUGUAAAUUAACUGCUUCCAUUUAGUAAUUUGCAAUUUUGUCCAUUCUAAGGGGUGGUUUUUGGUGGUUGCAUUAUUAAAAAUAUUGAGGGUCAGAUUUCUUAUACUUGAAGAAAAAAAUUGUCCUAUUACGAUACAAAAUAAAAAAAAUUUCACGUUUUUUACCACAUUUUUUAAAUAAUCUUUAUAUGAGGGGUUUUUUAAGGGUAGGUGGCUGUAAAAUAUCAAAAUAUUACAGUCAUAUAACAAAAUAAUCAACAUUUAUUAUAGUUGAACAUAACUAUAGCCCAUUUCCGCUUUAAUUCAUUAAUUUUCAAUUUAUCGGAGUAAGAGGUGAUUUUCACCCCUUAAAAAUAAAAAGUAUACUUUGUGACCAAAUCAAGUAUGAAGAGAAGGGUAUGAUGAACUUAAUUCCAAAUUUUCAAGAAUAUAUAUACACCAACACUCGUUUCGAUAACCAAGUUAUCAUCUUCAGGGACUGAAAGUAAACGCACGUCAGACAGUAUGUAGUGCUGUAAACAGUAUAUUCAUUAUAAUUAUUAAAUAGUGAAGGGCAUUGAAUUAUUAUAGAAAUUGGUUCCAUAUUUUAUAAAAAAAAUGAUCAAUAUAUCAUGAACUAUUCAUAAAGUAAUUAAAUCAGCGUGCAAAUUUUACCUAUUGAAUUGCAAACGAAAAAAUUGGUGAUAAAAUAGCACAAAUUUCGCCUCAUCGACAAUAAUAUAGUAGAUUUAAAGUAAUUAAGAUUUUUUUCGUUUGUUAUACAAUAUAAUACGAGGAUUGUUGGAAAAGUUUUCGACGUCACAAAGAAACAAGACAUUUAUUUACCAUAAUCAGUUUAUUGUUCUAACAUAGUUUCCUUCGUCUUGUCCUUCGGUAAGGAAACAGGAAAAAAUUAUUGGGGGCUAGAGCUGGUGAAUGCGAUGGGUAGUCAAUGAAUGAGAAGCGCAACUAGUGCAUUUGAGCCGUGGCCAUAACAGAAGUAGGAGAAAGUGAGUUAUCCCAUGGAAAAGCACCUUAUUUCUCUUCAAAUACAUAAUGACGAUAAUUAUCACACUCUAUUCGUCAUGAGUGCUUCAAAUUAAACUCCUGAUUUGCUAGGAAAACUACCACCCAGUCAACCUGAGCUAGAACAUCGACGCCAGGAAUAAAAUUUGUAUGGCAAAGCUUCUCAAAAGCUUGAACACAAAUAAAACCACUGGCCCCGUUGGAAUACCACCAAACGUAUUGAAGAAAUUAGCAGCUGAACUAUGCAACUCUUUUAAACCUAUACCAAUAAAAGGAAAUAAGACGGUUCCCAAUAACUACCGUCCUAUGGCUUUAGUCGCGACUAUUACCAAAGACAUGAAGAAAGUCGUUAAUUUAAAAUAUCUUGAGUCUGCUAACACCAUCAGCUACCAUCGAUACGGCCUUCAUAAACAUAAAUCAACCAGGGAUCUCCUGGUCUAUGUCACCAACGUAUGGCAAUUGUAAAAUAUGGGGGAUCCCGAUCAAUGGCUCUGGACAUAAAUUAAGAUCAUACAAUUUCGACUAACUUAGUAGCUUUCUCAAAGACCAAUCAAUCCAGGUCGUUCUUGAAGGACAAAUUUGAGGUCAAUGCUGAUGUUCCCCAGGGGAACCCCCCCUGUCAUCUCCUGUACAUCAACGAUUUACUCGCUUAACACUCAAAUCGGCAGGCAGCAACAGAUCAGCCAGCGAUCUUGAAAACAUUCUGUAGUGAGUUGGAAGCAAUCUGAUUGAGUUUAAUGCAACAAAGACCUAAGGUGGUGUGUUUACUAUACUGCGGUUCAAAAUUUGCUCUGUCUGGACAUAAAUUAUCAUCACCUCGAAUUCGCUUAUUAGGUGUUGAGAUUGGAUGCAAUAUGUUCUGGUAUAGUCACGUGGCUGAUUUAGCUAAGGUAGCUUCAUAAAAAGGAAUCCUCUUCAAGACUAUAUACUCUGCAACAACUCUCUACAAGAUCCAGAUUCGUCAAUCAUUGGAGUAUUGCAGAUGUAUUUAGAGCUUACCCUGAGGAUACUCGACUCAAUACAGAACAGAGCAAUUCGACUUAUAUGAGAUCUACAGUUGACCAGAAACUCUGACAUCUUGGAGCAUAGAAGAAAGGUCGCUGAUCCACCUCUGCUUUACCACGGAAGAUGGUCUUCCGAGUUGUCUUACCUAGAAUAGUAUUUGCAAGACCUAUUUGGUAUGCAAUCGUGGCUCAUGCACACACCGAGCUCGCCUGCAGACGUCAAGAACGUCAAUUAUCUGGAAUCCAGAUACAACAUACAACAAGCUUAAGCUUGUAGAAUCAUCUAGCAAAACACGUCGUUCCGAAUACUACGACCUACAGCAGUUUAAGAUGAAUAUCCACAGGCAUCUCCACACGGUAGGCACCACUCGAACUCUUACAAAAUUCCAAAACUCUCUAAAGUCUCUAUAAACUUCUAUCCAGUUACAUUUAACUCUUUCUUUAAAAAUAACAAGGACUUAGUUUAUUGCUACCCAAUAAUUGAUGGAGACACUCGCCAUUUAAAUGAUGAAUGGCGCCGAUACACUAUACACUACACUAACUUAUAAUAAUUCACUUAUCACUAUCACUCAACUAACUUUUAUAAUUUAUUUAAAUUCUCUCUCUUCUUACUAUAAUUCUUAAAAAGAAACAAUGUGAAUAAACCGCUUGCUUUAAUGAAAAGUUAUAUGAAAACAAACAUAAAAGGCACGUCCGCCGAAAAACGUUUUUUAGUAAGUUUGUACUAACAUCUUGGUGUUAAAGUAGAAAACUUUUCAUACAACCCUCGUACUCUGUUUAGAAUUGAAACUUUCAUAUUCUAUGUGAUUAGUGAGCGGGAAACUCUCAAAAAGUCGCUUAAAAAUAACAUUAAGUGACGUUGGAGAACCAAUCGCUAUAACUAUUUUUAUUUUAAGCUUUUGUGGUCACUAAAUAUGUAUUUGAAACUGUUUUUACCUGAAAAAUGAGAAAACGUGGGGGUAAAAUCUUUUCUAUGAAUAGGAAUAGAAGAAAAAACUGCAUUAUGACGAGGGCAAUCCGAUAAAUACUUAGAUUUACCGCGUGUACAAGGUCUGCCUAUUAAAUAACGAGAUUGGUUAGGGAAAAAGGUUUUAUUAUAAAAAUUAUUCGAAAUUCGAAUGCUCUCCUUCAAUAUACUCCCUUCCCCUCGCCACACACCUUUCCAUACGUUUUUUCCAUUGAUUGAAGCAGUGCUCGAAGUCUUCUUUGGUGAGUGCCUUUGGGAGUUCUGCUUUACCGCUUCCAUCGACUCAAAUCAGGUCCCUUUCAAAACAGAUCUUUUUCUAACCUUUCAAGGAAAUCUGAGCAGACCCGUUGACGCAAAAGCUUUUGGUCAGGGGUCAGAUGUGUUAUUCCCCGUGUAAAAUUUUUCAAACCGUUUAUUUAUCGGCUUUUACAACCUACGCAAUCAUCCGGAUGCUCAUUCAACGAUCUGCACGCAGAAUUUUGUUGAUUUUGGUCACUGUUUCCGGAGUUAAAACAGUCACAGGACCACCUGGUGCUGGUCAUCUUCAGUGCUCUCUCGGCUUUCACUUAAGCGCUUACACAACUCAAAAACAAGCAUACGGGAUAGAGACCCUAUAGACCUCUUGCAACAAUUUACAGUACUCAAUCGGAGUUUUUUUUUUCAUUUAACGAGAAAUUUUAAAUUGAUUCGCUUCUCCUUCGAUGACCACUGUCAAGAAUUUGUUUUACGAGUUUCAAUGUCUUAAAGGAUAACGUGACAAAAAUCUCGGAAUACGCAGCUUGCUGAUUUAACAAGAAAACCAAGACAUUAGGCAUAUCCUGCAUGAAAUUUAGACAUAAGAAAUUUGUCAGUGCGAUGGAUACUGACUCCAGACAAUAAGCGCGAGUCUGAGACCACUUCAGAGCAGUAGUUGAUUCUGUUUGUGCAAUUAGAAAAAGUUUCUGCGUCGUAUCGUGACAUUCGACGAAAGAUGUAUCAAUUAAUUCACACCAGAGGCUAAGAAACAACCAAAAUAGUGAACUUCACCCUUAUGUCAAAUUAUUGGACAUACUUAACCCCGAAUUGAAAGAAAAAUCCCUAUUUGGGGAAGAAAAAAGUUCUCUUCCAUUGUGUAGACGCAUCGACCAGCACCUCCGCCCUCGUUACGUUCUAAUUGUUCUACCAACUCCUUCCCCUUCCACCGUAUUUUCCAUAUUUCGACCCUAUUGACUUCUUUUUGUUUCUUAAGUAAAGCGCCAGGUAGAAAUUUGGGUCAAAUGACGAGGUCAUCGUCCGCUAGGAUAUCUCCUUUGCAAACCUCGUGAAAACGUAUUCUUUAGACUAGUUAAAGAAGUUGGAGCAUCGUUUGAGCGAAAUAGCUGGCCAUAAUAGAUGGCGUUGCUUACGCCGUCCAUAUAAAAAGAUGAGAGGUUAUGAAUUUUUGUGUUUAAAAUUAAGAAAAUUCAUUAUUUCAGCUGAAUUUAAUGACAAAAUGGAUGAAACUAAAUUUUAUCGUUCUAUUUUAAGAAAUGCAAAGUUGUAUAACUGUAAGAUAUAACAUUCACCGGAAAGCAUAUCACCUAACAUAUCUACCUGAAUCUACAUAUUGAAUAUAUAUCAUAAUAUUGUAAUAAUACAUCAAAAAAACUAACAUAUCUUUUUUCCAAAAUUACCGGGAUUUAUAAAUGAACAUUGAGGGAUUUAACUCUUUGUAACAUUUAUAACGUUAAACUUACAGAUUUAAAUAAGAUGUCAAAUGAAAGAGCAACUCGAAUAGUUUCAUUUAAAGUAUUCAAUGUGAGCACCAGGCCCAGACUGAGACUAUUUGAGGCCCUCAGCUAAAACCUGUGAAGGGUCUGGCGGUACGAAAACUAGAGGUGCACAGAAACUUUUUAAAAAUUGAGAAUUUGAAAACGCUAUUUGGGCAAUUAUGAAGAAGAAGAAGAAUUUCAAUUAGGUUUUCAUACAAAUACAUAUUAUGGUUUUCAACCAUGUUCUUUUUCAUCUUGGUACCUUCAAUACUGGUCGUCGUGUACUCAUUUUCUAGGCGUCGGAUGCUUAUAAAGGGUCCUCAGUCCCCAAAAAUCUUCUUUUGGCAUUUUUCUUCUUGGUUUCUUCCGUUAUUUCGUCCAAGGUCGAAGAAGGUCAAUUCUUUUUUGUUCUUGUUCAUCUUGGUAUCUUCACUUCUGGUCAUGGUGCACCCAUUUUCUAGGCACUACCAUGUUGCAUCUUAAGUAAAACCCAAUAUUUUGCACAUUGUCAAAUUUGAUGUAUAAAUUCAUACCCAAUUUAUUGAAUAACAUAUCGUUGGUUAGGUAUAUAAAAAGUUUUAAAAUCAGAUUAUCUAUGGAAUGAAGAUUUUUUUUCAAAGAAACUGACAAAUAAAUAACUUUUGUGAAAUUUUGGGGUUAGUUUACCCCUAAUUAACCCCUCAGACUAGUUAGAACACCUUCUAUGUACCAAUACUUAAUCUUCCGAUUUCUAUGAAUUUUUUUUCAAAAUCUACGUUUUUACGGCGGAUUUAUGAAAAAAAAAGAAUUUCUCACCUGGAAAUUUCAUAUAGGUUUAUAACUUUAAAUGUUAUCAUAAACGCACUUCUUCGCAUAUAAUCAUUCAUAACUUUUUUACAAACCAUCAAACGCAGUUAAUUUUUUUUUGUUAAUCUACACAAAAAAACGAACAUUUUCGAAAAAAAAAACAAUGGCAAAAUAUUUGUUUAUUCCUUUUUUAUCUCACUUAAAGAUUUCAAAUGGUUUUCUGACUUUAAAUUUCAUCAUAAACGCUCUAGAAAAUCAAAAAUUAACCGAUUUCGAUAAUUUUUUUUUCAAAAUCUCUCUAUUACGAUGAAUUUAUCUUUUAUAUGAAUAUAGGAAAUAUCUCACUUGAAGAUUUUAUAUGGUUUCAUGACUUUUAAUUCCCUUUAACAAUCAACCUUAGUAAGACACCUUUUUUUUAAUGGUGAAAAUUUUCAAUUUUUCAAAGUUAACUUUUAUUUUUGUACACUUGAUCACAAUAAGUGAUUUUGAGAAUGUUUUUGUUCUUAUAAAUUCAAUGAUUAAUUAAUAAAAAAAAUACAAACAAUUAUAUGUGAGAAAAGGUCAAUUUUAAGAGAAAUUUUUAUCAUUUUUAAUUGUAAAAACAUGGUAACUCAACAUUUUUUUAUAAUUUUUUUUAAAUUUCUCCAUUUUUUUGUAAAAAUUAAGAAAAAAAAUAUAACAACUUCAUUUAAUUAUUUGGAAAAAAAAAUAUCAACAAUUAUACGCGAAUGAGUGCAUUUUCAUAAAUAUUUAAAGCCUUAAACCAAUAUAAGUUUUCAUUUUUUUCUAUUCCCAUAUUUUUUUCGUAAAUCCGCCGUAAAAACAAAAAAUUUAAAAAAAAAUUCAUCGAAAUCGGAUGAUUUUUCGAUUUUCUACAGCGAGGAGAACGAGGAAUUUAAAAAAAUGAAAAACUAUUUUAUUUUAUACACUGGUUUCCAAUUAACUUAAAUCAACCUCUUAAAUUACGAUUUCAGAAUUGAGUGCUACUUUAUAUUUACAAUUUAAUAUGACGUGUAUAAUUUUUUGUGAUCAAUAACUUAUAUUAGCAUUUCAGUUUUCAGUCAACUAUACACAAAUUUAGAUUUUAAAUGAUCCUAAAAUCUGCACCUAUUUCUUGAUAUACAUAAUAAUAUAUUUGCCCUCCAUAUCAUCAACUCUCGUCAAUUUCCAACAGCUGUAUGGCUAUAAUUUUUUAGAUAACAUAGUUUAAAUAAUCAUUUAUAUAUACACGUGUUACUAAAUCACUAUAAAUAUGUAAAAUAUAAUGUAUACAUAGUUUAAUAAUGUUGAAUUGAAUGACAAUAAAAAAAAAGAGUGUAUUAGCAAUUAUUCUAAUUUUGGUUAAUAAAUAUUGUAAAUACUUGUGUUCAUAGUAUUGUUAAUAAGUGGAAUAAAGCAUUAAUGUUACAA